This is a messenger RNA of Neopelma chrysocephalum (saffron-crested tyrant-manakin), 776 nucleotides long. It is a transcript of the gene VMA22, whose product is annotated as coiled-coil domain containing 115. The record is from RefSeq and is a predicted model, not a curated record. The transcript is spliced from 4 exons. Gene Ontology annotation, biological process: vacuolar proton-transporting V-type ATPase complex assembly. Gene Ontology annotation, cellular component: extrinsic component of endoplasmic reticulum membrane. The annotation marks the transcript as partial. NCBI's taxonomy places the organism in Eukaryota, Metazoa, Chordata, Aves, Passeriformes, Pipridae.
AGGGACACCAGGGGUGGCAGUGACACCGUGUCCCUGUGUCACCCCCAGGCAGGACCCAGGAGGACGCCCCCACUUUGAGGAGGUGCUCGGAACAGGGGGGGACCCUGAGGACUCCAACCCCCAGCAGGAUGGAGGGCUGCGGCAGCGCCGGGGAGCCCCAGAGAAAGGGGGGGCCCCCGCCCGGCCCCCCCCAGACCCCCUGGGCUGGUUCGGGGUGCUGGUGCCCCCCAGUCUGCGGCAGGCGCAGGGCAGCUUCCAGAGGGGGGUGACUCUGGCCGUGGAGGUGGCCGAGCUCCAGGGCACCGUGGACGCCGUGGCCGCGCGGUACCGGCACCUCCUGCGGCAGAAACGGCUCCUGGCCGGGGACAGAGGGGACACAGAGACCCCCAGGGACAGCAGCUCCUCAGGAACCCCGGGGGACACUGAGACCACGGGGAUGCCAAGUGACCUCAAGACCCGUGGGGACACUGAGAGUGGCACAGUGACCACGGGGGACACGGGGACCGCGUGACACGGACACUGAGGGCACCAGGGACGCUCUGCAGGUGACACGGAACCUUCCCGGGUGAUGCAGCACCUGCCUGUGGGUGACACUGAGCCCCCCGAGGACCCUGCAGGUGACACUGAGACCCACUCGUGGGUGACAACUGAGCCCCCAAGGACCCUGUGGGUGACACUGAGCUCCAGCAGUGGGUGGUGGUCCUGUCAUCACCCUCGUGACAGGACCACCCCAGGGCCCCCGUGUCUCCCCCAAUAAAGCUGUUGUGGUGCCACCA